AUGGCGGACUUCCAGCAGUCAAAGUGGACCAAGGUGACGACCAUUGGUGAUGACCAGGUGCUUUUCCUGCGGAGGCGGUGCUCCAGGUUCAUUCGCGUCUCUCCGGAGGAGAUGCCGGGGGACCGCAUUAUCUUCCUGGACAAAGAUGAUGAGGCUCAUGACUAUUACGAAUAUGGGGUGGGCUCUUCCUCUGAUUCUUGCAUGGUCUAUGACAUGAGAGAUGGCACUGUCUCGCCCUUUGUACCAAGCGUGCAAUGGGAGCGUCGCUCUGUACCUGCAACGUGGCUCUUCCCUCAGGUCUGA
This is a messenger RNA of Miscanthus lutarioriparius, 303 nucleotides long. Lineage: Eukaryota; Viridiplantae; Streptophyta; Magnoliopsida; Poales; Poaceae. The record is from the annotation of a GenBank genome assembly.